GUGCUUUUGGUGCUGUCUGCUCUGCAGGCCUGUGCCCUGGACAGCUACAUUGCAGCUGUCUAUGAGCACAGUGUGGUGCUGUCAGAGGACACUGAAGUGCCAGUUUCUCCUGAGGAGGCCUUGAUGCUGAUGGACAAAAAUCUGGCGAUUUUGGAAGUGGCCAUAAAAGAAGCAGCCAAACAGGGUGCCCAUAUCAUUGUAACACCUGAAGAUGGCAUUUAUGGCUGGGUCUUCACAAGAGAAACAGUCUACCCUUAUCUUGAGGAUAUCCCAGACCCACAAGUGGACUGGAUUCCCUGUGCUGAUCCUCAAAGGUUUGCUCCCUCACCUGUGCUAGAAAGACUGAGCUGUCUGGCAAGGAAUAACUCCAUCUAUGUGGUUGCGAAUAUGGGAGACAAGAAGCCAUGUAAUUCCAGUGAUCCAAGGUGCCCAAAUGAUGGUCACUAUCAGUACAAUACCAAUGUUGUCUUUGACUCAGAAGGGAAACUGGUGGCUCGCUAUCACAAGUACAACCUUUUUGUGACAGAGAAACAGUUUAAUUACCCUAAGGAUCCAGAAUUUGUGACUUUCAAUACAUCCUUUGGCUACUUUGGCAUUUUCACUUGUGCAGACAUACUCUACCACGACCCAGCUGUGGUCUUGGCAAGGAGAUUUCAGGUUGACACCAUUUUGUUCCCAACUGCUUGGGUUAACACUCUUCCACUGUUGUCAGCGGCCCAGUUUCACUCAGCCUGGGCGAUGGGAAUGGGUGUCAAUUUUCUUUCAGCAAAUUUGCACAACUCCACUUUAGAUAUGACAGGGAGUGGUAUUUAUGCCCCAGAUGGUCCAAAAGCAUAUUAUUACAAUACAGAAAUGGAAAAUGGUCACCUUUUGGUGACAGAACUGAAUUCACACCCACGUGUCUCUCCUGACUAUCCCGCUGCUGUUAACUGGAAACUGUAUGCCAGCAGGAUCGAACAGCUUCCAUCAAACCACCACUAUUUCAGUGGGACUGUUUACCAUGAUCUCUUCUCCUUCACGGAACUCACUGAACCUGAGGGAAAUUGUGCCAUUUGCCAUCAGGACCUCUGUUGCCAUCUGAGUUACAAGAUGGUAGAGAAGCAGAAAGAUGACAUUUAUGUUCUGGGUGCCUUUGAUGGGCUACAUGUUGUUGAAGGAGAGUAUUAUUUACAGAUAUGCACUCUGCUCAAGUGCAAGAGCACAGAUCCAGAAACAUGCGGGCAGCCGGUGGAGACGGCUCAGACCAGGUUUGAGAUGUUCUCCCUCAGUGGCACGUUUGGCACCAACUAUGUCUUUCCAGAAGUCUUGUACAGCAGGGUGCAGCUGGCGCCCGGGGAGUUCAAGGUGCUAACUGGUGGACGUCUGAUAAGUCGAACUAGUACACCAAAGCCAGUUUUGAGUGUAACACUCUUUGGGAGGUGGUAUGAAAAGGACCCUCCACACACAGAGCAAGCUUCACCAUGA
Nestor notabilis (Kea) is the source of this 1464-nucleotide messenger RNA. Its product is annotated as pantetheinase-like. Gene Ontology annotation, molecular function: hydrolase activity, acting on carbon-nitrogen (but not peptide) bonds, in linear amides. The coding region runs from base 124 to 1464 and encodes 446 amino acids. The transcript is spliced from 7 exons. The record is from RefSeq and is a predicted model, not a curated record. NCBI's taxonomy places the organism in Eukaryota, Metazoa, Chordata, Aves, Psittaciformes, Psittacidae.